Molecule: messenger RNA, 990 nt
Organism: Ipomoea nil (Japanese morning glory)
Lineage: Eukaryota; Viridiplantae; Streptophyta; Magnoliopsida; Solanales; Convolvulaceae
Product: HVA22-like protein a
Exons: 5
Coding region: 203-727 (174 amino acids)
Source: RefSeq, a predicted model, not a curated record
CUCCUGUCUACCCCACAGCCGCUUUCUUUCUUUCUUUCACACCUGUCACCACUUUCCUCUUCUUUGAGCUUGAGAUUCUGCGAAGUCCGAAACGCCUGGAAACCCCAUCAAUAUUAGACCUAAUAGAGAGCCCAUCAACAUUACAGAAAAUAGCAGCUGAGAAACAAAUAAAGAAAGGAAAGAGAAAAAUCUUAGCUUGGAAAUGGGAUCUAGAGGUAUUGGAAACCUUGUCAAAGUGAUCUUCCAGAACUUUGAUGUGCUCGCUGGGCCUGUGGUUAGUCUGCUCUACCCUCUGUAUGAGUCAAUCAGGGCUAUAGAGACCAAGAACCCCGUCGAUGAUCAGCAAUGGCUUACCUACUGGAUUCUGUACUCCAUGAUUACACUUUUCGAGCUCACAUUUGCCAAACUUAUUGAGUGGAUCCCGAUCUGGUCAUAUGCAAAACUAAUCGUAACAUGCUGGUUGGUCAUACCUUACUUUAGCGGGGCUGCAUAUGUGUACGAGCAUUUUGUUAGGCCAUACAUAGUUAAACGAGAAGCUAUUAACAUCUGGUAUGUGCCACGGAAGAAGGAUGUCUUCAGUAAACGUGAUGACAUUCUAACUGCAGCAGAGAAGUACAUUGCGGAGAAUGGAUCCCAAGCAUUCGAGGAGAUGAUUCGCAAGGCUCAAAGAGAACCGGAGUCCAGGAAUAGCAGGUACGUGUUUUAUGACAACGAUCACAGAGAUUGAGCCAUUGAUACACGAGUGCUUCUGCAGAUGCCCUUGCUGCUCCUCGGUGGGGGAUAGUAGUCUAGUGUUGUAAAAAGGUUUCUAUGUAACCCCGACAGUUUAAAGUGUCGCAAACUAGGAUAUUUCCCUCGGAUCGAUCUCAAGAACAUGUGUGUAUGCACAUUAUGAAAUGCUACUGAUAGUUGUAUGCACAAGAACUACUUGGAUUCAUGUUUCAAAGGCUUAGAUCAACUCUUAAAUGUUCAUCACAUUGAACUAGAAAA